ACGCUUUCGUUUCGGUAUUUAUUACCUGGUCUGAUGUUACCUGGGUUCCCCUCAGGAUUUUCUUGUGUGCCGGUGGCAGGACCCGGGGGAAUGGCCUGAAGCUGUGUUAGAGCAGGUUCAGGCUGGAUUUCAGGAAAAGGUUCUUCACCCAGAGGUGGUUGGGCCCUGGAACAGCUCCCUAGGGAAGCGGUCACAGCAGCAGCCUGACAGAGCUCAAGGAGCAUUUCCACAGUGCUCUCAGGCACAUGGUGUGACCCUUGGGGAUAGUCCUGUGCAGGGCCAGGAGCUGGACGUGAUGAUCCCUGGGCAUCCCUUCUGACUUGGAUUAUUCUGUGAUUCUGUGAUCCUGCAGUCUGUUCUCCUUUCAGCUCCCUGCUUGGCCUUACUGCCCCGUGCAAGCUGACAGUGACCACUUUUGUGUCAGCCUUCCUGAAUUUCCUUAGCACACUUGCACUACCACCUGUUCUAAAACUCCUGUGGUUCUCCUUUGCUUGUAUUUUUCAUAGUGUUUGCUGUGGAAAUAAGCCUUCUGCUCCUCUGUUUCUGCUGUCCCACAGACUGUUAGCACGUGGUAAUUAACUUUCAUCAAAGAAGAGAAUAAGGCUCGGUAUUGUGGUAGUUAGUGGCUGGAUACUGUCACACACAAGAGAAGGAAAGUUAAAAUCAUGGCACUGAAACAGAUUUCCAGCAACAAAUGUUUUGAAGGUUUCCAGAAAGUGUUUGAACACGACAGUGCAGAGCUAAAAUGCAAAAUGAAAUUUGGAAUCUACUUGCCUCCAAAAGCUGAAACUGGGAAGUGUCCUGUGCUGUAUUGGCUCUCAGGGCUGACCUGCACAGAACAGAAUUUCAUAACGAAAGCCGCGUUUCAGCAAGCGGCAGCCCAGCACGGCCUUAUUGUGGUGGCACCAGACACGAGCCCACGUGGCUGUAAUAUUGAAGGAGAAGAUGAAAGCUGGGAUUUUGGCACUGGUGCUGGUUUUUAUGUGGAUGCCACUGAAGAUCCUUGGAAAACAAACUACAGGAUGUAUUCCUACAUAAAGGAUGAGCUGCCUAAACUAAUAAAUGCCAAUUUUCCAACUGACCCUGAACGAAUGUCUAUUUUUGGGCAUUCCAUGGGAGGUCAUGGAGCUCUUAUUCUUGCUCUGAAGAAUCCUGGGAAGUACAAAUCUGUGUCAGCAUUUGCUCCUAUCUGCAACCCAAUUCAGUGUCAGUGGGGGAAGAAAGCCCUUGGUGGAUAUCUGGGACCAGAUGCAAGCAAAUGGGAGGCCUAUGAUGCUACACAGCUUGUGAAGUCCUACUCGGGCGCUCGCCUUGACAUCUUGAUUGACCAAGGCAAAGAUGACCAGUUCCUGUCUGCAGGCCAGUUGCUGCCUGAUAACUUCAUCGCUGCCUGCACCGAGCGGAAGAUCCCAGUAGUCUUCAGACUGCAGCAGGGUUAUGAUCACAGCUAUUAUUUCAUUGCUUCAUUUAUUAAUGACCACAUCAAGCACCAUGCAAAAUACCUCAAUGCUUGAACCAUUUAGAUGUGAGUGCUGCCUGGACAAUACGAAUCAAGAGAUAGUGGUGAACUAAACAAAAAUCAUUUGCUGAAGUAAUAUUUGUAAAAUGGAACUCUUCUGAUUGUACUUCUAAGAAAAAUAAAAGUCCCACUUAAUUUGA
Messenger RNA from Serinus canaria (Common canary), 1659 nucleotides. RefSeq names its product esterase D (gene ESD). Gene Ontology annotation, cellular component: cytosol. Gene Ontology annotation, molecular function: S-formylglutathione hydrolase activity. The record is from RefSeq and is a predicted model, not a curated record. The transcript has 9 exons. Gene Ontology annotation, biological process: formaldehyde catabolic process. NCBI's taxonomy places the organism in Eukaryota, Metazoa, Chordata, Aves, Passeriformes, Fringillidae. Bases 666 to 1514 code for a protein of 282 amino acids.